This is a messenger RNA of Annulohypoxylon maeteangense, 2229 nucleotides long. RefSeq lists its product as uncharacterized. The transcript has a single exon. The record is from RefSeq and is a predicted model, not a curated record. The coding region runs from base 497 to 2059 and encodes 520 amino acids. NCBI's taxonomy places the organism in Eukaryota, Fungi, Ascomycota, Sordariomycetes, Xylariales, Hypoxylaceae.
ACUUUCGUUAUUACUUUCCUCGUCGUCCGUAUCAGCUUUAUCAAGCCAAAGUUGCUCUAUCUACAGAGAGCUUAAUUCCUAUUUACGCUAUCCUCUCGCUCAAGGUGAAAUUUCCCUCCAAAAUAGAACGAGAAGUGUGAUUCAUCCUAGCUUGUUGAGACAACUGUACGUCUGUCUGCAUUUGGAUAUCUAUAACAUCCUUCGUUCCACCUUGUCCCACCUAGUAUACUACCCUCGGUUUUUUUCACGCCGGGAUAUCUCAGACUUCAUCUUAUAAUUCGUUACUUAUACCUUCACAGGUACCCCACAGUCCUGUUGGCCACCUGACUAGUUGCGUCUCUGCAUCCCUACCUUGCGAGCCUUCCUUCGUUAUCAUCCCUCGAUCUGCAUACGGCUGUUCGUGGGUUGGCUACAUCUAGUCCAACGCGAUUCAACUAGCCAUCUUAACUUUUAAUUUUAUCGUGUCUGGCAGCUUGUCACGCAUCAGCAGCCCCACAUGCAGGUCACACCGUUUAUUCAAGUUCGAGACCUUGCUCCAUCGGCCUCCUUCUACGCGGCUAUCGUCCAGCCACUCGGCCUGCGGUAUAUAUCUGCCAGUCCCUCGUCGAUAAUCUUUGGUGACGUGAACUCACCUACUCCUGAACCGGUCUUCGAGGUGAAGCAAAGCAUCGACCCCAGCUCCAGAUCACCAAAACGCUGCCGUCUAGUCCUCUCGGCGAGCUCACCUUCGAUUAUUUCUGCCUUCCACACAGCUGCCCUACGAGCCAAUCCUGACCUGGAAGGUGCCGGUGCCAACGUCAACUAUCUUCGUCUAUACAAUACUUCAGAUUUCACGGGCGAAAGCUGCUCAAGGGCCGCAGAUUUCGACGGCAACAUAAUGGAAGUCGUUCACGCCCCCCAUCCCGACUACACUGGAAGCCAUGCAGGCUCGGCCGUGCGUCGUACUCAUUCGUCAUCCCAUGAAGUCAGUCGCGUCCUUGAUUGGAAUCUAGAUGUUGGUACUACCUCGGCCCCGUCGAGGUCCGUCGCUAGCUCAGUUGCGCCUAGCUCGACUGCCGUGAGCCGCACGUCCGACGGCGAGCCCUAUACCUUGAUGCGGAAAAGCGUUACAACUUCGACUGUCGAGGCUUCGCCGCGCGAGGAAUCAAGGGGGUUUAGUGCUGGCGCCGUAGUUGGCACCAUCCUUAGUGUGGCUGCUGGCGUGGCUGCUGGUGGCGCGCUGACCUAUUCUAUGAUGAAGGGAGGUGAGCGCGAGCGAAUGGCUUAUCGGGAGGCCGCGCCACCGCUGUCGCGACGCACAACAUACCCGGACAACUACUCAGACAACCGGCCCCGAUAUUAUCCACCAUCCAGUUAUUCCGGUGGACAUUCUCAGGCCGGCGGUCCGAGAAGCAGAGCGGCGGAAGAACUUGACGACCGUGCCAGCCGACAUUCCAGUCAUUACACUACCGGCAGCCGGUCGCGGGGUCGCAGUGAGGCAGGCUCUACAAGACGUCCCUUGAUGAUUGCCGACGUCGAGCAUAGGAGCAAUGCGGGCUCGAAACAUAAUGAUUCGCCAAGACUCCUGAUGGAUACAGAACACCGUGGUCACUCGAGCUCCAAGCACAAUUCGGACAGCCGCAGUCAUGCGGGAUCGAGACACAGCGCAACUUCACCCAAGCAUUCGCCCAGAUAUUCGCCCGAGUCUGAUCAGCGCAGCUACUUUAGCUCAAAACAUGCGUCACCACGACACCGUGAAACCGAUGCCGAGACAUAUAUAUCUGCUCGGAGCGAGAGAUCAGCUGCUACGAUCCGACAAGCCCGUCCGCCAGCCUCGGUUGAAACCGCACCGCCGUCGCGAGCACAAUCUCAGGCUGGCAGCCGGUAUUCCGCCGCCACUGUGAGACCCAGCGGUCCCGGUCGCGCUCAUAGCUAUGCCUCGGCUAGGAGCAUCCCACUCCAGGAGAGUUACGUCGGAAGCUGUCAUAAUGGCUGGGAUGACGAUUUGAGUAGCAUUGCUCCUAGCGAAAGCAUUAGCAACGUCGGCCACCGCCACGCCAGACGAUCACAGCGUGCAUAGGUUGCGCGGUUCUUCGCAAAGUUUCUGUCGGGACAGACAUUUUGCAGAGUAAUAUGCAUCAUUGGACUCGGGACUGGGGUACUUAGUAAUGAGAUGAUGUGAAAAGGAUAUUUUAUGGGUAACACGGGGGUAUACGAUUUUUUAAGUUUCAUUUCAUCUCGCUCUUUUGG